Glycine soja is the source of this 1314-nucleotide messenger RNA. RefSeq names its product transcription factor bHLH47-like. Bases 378 to 992 code for a protein of 204 amino acids. Lineage: Eukaryota; Viridiplantae; Streptophyta; Magnoliopsida; Fabales; Fabaceae. The record is from RefSeq and is a predicted model, not a curated record. Gene Ontology annotation, molecular function: protein dimerization activity. The transcript has 5 exons.
GAACUCAUUGGUGGUUGUUGAUUGAAGCGAAGGAGCAUGACCUCGCCACGCGCCUUCGCGUGACAGAUGCCCUCCCGCCACACUCCAUCACCACAACCCCAAUCUUCUUUUCUCUCUCCUCUGCCCUAAUUCCCAUUUUCCCAACUUCAAUUUCAUUCUCAAAUAUUCCUAUUCCAAUUCCAAUCCUAUUCCUUUCGAUUCCUCUUCCCCCAGUUUGGAAAUUUUGUUGCUGGAAGAAUUGCUUAAGGGCAUAUAACUGGCUUUAUUCACAUGGGAUCAGAGAGUGCGGCUCCAAUGGUUGAGACAUCAAAAAACAGGUUCUUCAUCUGGAUUCAGUUCUUGUAAACUUUAUUUGCUUCAGAUCUUCUUCUGAUAAAAUGAACCAAGGGAAAGUCCCCAGGAAAAUUCACAAGGCUGAAAGGGAGAAAAUGAAGCGUGAGCAUUUGAACGAUCUCUUUCUUGAUCUUGCCAGUGCACUUGAUCUAAAUGAGAACAAUGGAAAGGCUUCUAUACUGUGUGAAACUGCCAGGUUGCUAAAAGACUUGCUCAGUCAGAUCGAGUCCCUCAAGAAAGAGAAUGUCACUCUGUUGUCUGAAUCUAAUUAUAUGACCAUGGAGAAAAAUGAGCUGAAGGAGGAGAAUUGUAGCCUAGAAACCCAAAUUGAGAAAUUUCAAGGUCAGAUACAGGCAAGACUGGCUCAAUGUAAACCUGACCUGAAUGUACCUCCCCAUUUGGAACUUGAGCCACUGGAGCAGACAAAUUUUCCUGGACAGAAUCUCCAAUUGCAUACCAUAGAACCUAACUUGCAGCAAGGAUCUGCGAUUUUGGUUGUCCCCUGUAAUCCUGAUCUUCCACCUUCUUUUCCAGCUCCUAAUGUUACCGGGGUCAUGCCGAAAUCUACAUCUGUUGUCAGUAAACCACAUGCCAGGUAUCCCACACCCGCAGAUUCAUGGCCAUCACAACUGCUUGGAAAGCAACCAACUUCAAGUUGAUUUGUAUUUUCUAGAGUUUUAGUUUCAGUAUUGGUUUAACAUGCCAACUAGCUUUCCCGAUAGCAAAGCCUCUUUGGAGCUUUCAUGUAUAAAUUAUAUUUAUUCAAUGAUCUAAGAGAGUCUCACUCUCUUCUGUUUCGCCUUAUCUAGGUAUUCAUUUUGGGUUCGAGUUAGUACUUAGUACAUUCUCCUUUACUUUGUUUUCUCAGGCCUUAAAGCCAUUAGUUACUUGUAGAAAUGUUUUUGCGGUGCUUUUCCAUGGCACCAUAUCCGAUGUUUACUUGGCACUUAGUUUUUAAGAAACUUUUUAUUCGGCACUUAA